GACGUCGAAAAAGAGGAAGAAGAACGAUGGACUCCUUCAGUCGUGAUCUACUUUCUCGCCUUUUCGCGUUUGUAUUUGUGUUUUCGGCGUUGUUAUUCCGGAGCUCGCUGUGCACGGAGCUGACCUCUGUCACUUGCGGUUCUGUGCUCAAACUUUUAAACGUCAAACACAACGUGAGACUUCAUUCGCACGACGUGCGCUACGGCUCAGGAAGCGGUCAGCAGUCAGUGACGGGCGUGACCAGCGUGGAGGACAGCAAUAGCUACUGGAGCGUCCGCGGCACGCGAGACUCGGCCUGCCUUCGGGGAAACGCCGUCAAGUGCGGGCAAAACAUUCGCCUGACGCACGUCAACACGGGACGCAACCUGCACAGCCAUUACUUCAGCUCGCCGCUCUCCUCCAACCAGGAAGUGAGCGCGUUCGGCGAGGAGGGUGAGGGGGACCACCUGGACGAGUGGACGGUGGAGUGCGGGGGGGCGGUGUGGAAGCGCGCCGAGGCCGUCCGCUUCCGCCACAAAUCCACCGAGGCGGCGCUGGCGGUGACCGGCGAGCAGUACGGACGGCCCAUCAGCGGCCAAAGGGAGGUCCACGCCAUGGCCGGGUCGGGCCAGCACAGCCUGUGGAAGGCCAUGGAGGGGGUCUUCGUCAAGCUCGCCGACGCCCUCCCCCCGGCCGAUCGCGACCACGCCUACAGGCACACAGAGUUCUGAACACGUUCGGUUCCUUCUGGAUCCUUGCUGGCAAACUCCAAAGCCUCGUGUCGGCUUCACUGACUUGCUGUCUUUGACAAGUGAACAGACAACUUCCCGCUGGAAGAUGUGUGCCUUGUUCUGCUGCUCUUGAGAAUACAUUUGGAUCAUUCAACAACAAAACAAACAGAUCGGUAGAUUUCAUUCAUCACUUCGGUUCCAAUGCAGUGUUGACCACACACACACACACACUGAUGUUAUUUCUGGUCUUGUUGAGUAUUAUUGACGUGAAUCACAACUUGCAAUAAAAUCCUCAAAUUCAAAUACAACUUUAUGAUUUGAAGCAUCUUUUAUUUCUAUUUUCUGAUUGAUGAUAUUGAUCAUCAGCUAAAGGCUACACAAAAUGUGUGUGAGGCCUGCUGGACUGGUUUCCG
Messenger RNA from Phycodurus eques (leafy seadragon), 1123 nucleotides. It is a transcript of the gene sdf2, whose product is annotated as stromal cell-derived factor 2. Bases 27 to 710 code for a protein of 227 amino acids. The record is from RefSeq and is a predicted model, not a curated record. NCBI's taxonomy places the organism in Eukaryota, Metazoa, Chordata, Actinopteri, Syngnathiformes, Syngnathidae. The transcript is spliced from 3 exons.